Molecule: messenger RNA, 5405 nt
Organism: Cloeon dipterum
Lineage: Eukaryota; Metazoa; Arthropoda; Insecta; Ephemeroptera; Baetidae
Product: alpha-2C adrenergic receptor-like
Exons: 3
Coding region: 543-2426 (627 amino acids)
Biological process (GO): adenylate cyclase-activating adrenergic receptor signaling pathway
Cellular component (GO): plasma membrane
Molecular function (GO): G protein-coupled receptor activity
Source: RefSeq, a predicted model, not a curated record
CGACGGGACACGGAUCAGUUGGCUCGCUGCGCUGGAAGUGAGAGUUCCAGGUGUCGUGCGGUCCGAGAGACAGAGAGGAGGAUGCCUGGCCAGCAGUAGGCUCGCUCGCGGGCGGCCAACAAGUGUGUCUGCGCCUCCGAUGGGCACCAACAAGCGGGACAGCUACUCGUACGACUGAGCCUCGUCUCGAUGGCCUCGUCAGCCGUCGACUAAAGAACAAAGCGCGACAAAAACUCUUUGUGGACAAUACCGGGCCAGGAGUGAGUUAGUAAGUGUGCUGAUGCAGUGAGACUCACGUACUCUGUAAGGUUAAGGCUUUCCGUUCGUUACUCGCAAGUUCAUUUGCAAGCGUUCUCAUGGUCUCUGCCAGAAAUUGGAGGAAUCCCUCGGAGGAAAACGGGUAUUAAUCGUACUAGUCUCGUAGAAAAACACUGUUGAUCGUCCUUGUCCGUGUGUACGUUCGUGUUUUUGGACCCAACACCAACAGCAAACUCGUGUGUUUGCUUUGCUCUCUGUAAAUAGUAAAAGAUGCAAGGCUGAAGAUGGCCAACGGCUCGGGCAUCGUCGACGACCUGCUGCUGCUGCGGCUCGCGGACAGCGAGCAGGGCGACGUCUUUCUGCUGUUCGACGAGCUGAACGGCUCGCUGCUGAACGGCACGGCCGGGCUGAACGCCAGUCUGGGCGGCAACGACACCCUGCUGCUGAUCAACGACAGCCCCUACCCGAGCGGCAACUCGCUGAUGCACAUCAUCGUGGCCUCCGUCGUGGUCACCAUCUUGAUGAUCGUGGUCGUGGUGGGCAACAUGCUCGUCAUCAUCGCCAUCGCCACCGAGAAGUCGCUCAAGAACAUCCAGAACUGGUUCAUUGCGUCGCUGGCCGUCAGCGACUUCUUCCUCGGCCUCGUCAUCAUGCCCUUCUCGCUGGCCAAUGAGCUCAUGGGCUACUGGAUGUUCGGCCCGCUCUGGUGCGACAUCCACUCGGCUCUCGACGUCCUCCUCAGCACCGCCUCCAUCAUGAACCUCUGCCUGAUCAGCCUCGACAGGUACUGGUCCAUCACGCAGGCCAUCGACUACCUGAAGAAGCGCACGCCCCUCAGGGCGGCCAUUAUGAUCUGCCUCGUGUGGCUGCUCAGUGCCCUCAUCUGCAUUCCGCCCCUGCUCGGCUGGAAGGUGGAACGGCCCUUUGAAGAGUUCCCCAAGUGCGAGCUGAGCCAGGACAUCGGCUACGUGCUUUACUCGGCUCUGGGCUCGUUCUACAUCCCGAGCUGCAUCAUGGUGUUCGUCUACAUCCGGAUUUAUUUCGCGGCGAAGGCGCGCGCGAGACGCGGCAUCCGGAAGAGGCCGCCGAAGCAGGAGGAGAAGGCGAGCACGAGCUUCAGCACGGUGGCCAAGUUGAUGCCGCUGGCGCACAUCCACAGCCUGGCCGGCGAGGGCCCCUUCCCCGGGGGCCUGAUGAUCCCCGGCGCCGAGCACGGCUACAAAGCGACCCCACCGCCGCCUCGCAUCGAGGAGGAGGCGGAGGCCGCCGGGCCCAGCGGCCAGCAGCCGGCUAUCGCCACCGUCGAGCACCUGGCCGCCGCCUCCGGGGGCGGCCGCACCGCCUCCAUCGCCAUCCCGAUCGUGACCUGCGACUUCGCCUCCGACGUCAGCAUCAGCGACGCCGAUCCUUCCAUGCAGGAGAAUGGCGCUGCCUACCUCGAGGCGCCGCACACUGCGGCCGCCGCCGCCACGGCCGGCGUCGCCUUCCACACCAAGCACCCCCUCGCCAGCGCCUUCCGCGACUCCAGCCUCUCCGUCAACGGUGACCUCAGACAGGCCGAAAGCCUCGAAAUGUCCUCCAGAUGCGCGAACACGAUCAGCGUGGCGAUAGAGAACGACAUGGUGAGCGAGUUCGACCCGUCCUCGUCCGACUCGGGGGUGGUGAGCCGUUGCGCGGUGGUGAAGCCGCUCAAGCUGCGGCUGAUGAAGCCCAUUUUCGGUCGGAAGAAGGCCAAGGAGGGCAGCUCGUCGGGCAGCAGCAACGGCGGCAGCAAGGGUGACAAGAAGGGCGGUGCCAAAAAGGGAAAGGGACACGACGGGGGCAGCGGGGGCAGCAGCCGCGAGGUGCCCGACUAUCCGAAGCUACCUCAGUACCAGGUUCCACCGAAGCCACGUGACCCUGAGCGAGAAAAGCGGCGGCUGGCCCGAAAAAAGGAGAAGCGCGCCACGCUGAUCCUGGGCCUGAUCAUGGGCUCGUUCAUCGCGUGCUGGUUGCCCUUCUUCCUCAUGUACAUCCUCACGCCCAUGUGCCCCGUGUGCGACAUCCCACCGAGCGCCUUCUCCAUCGCCUUUUGGCUCGGCUACAUGAACUCGGCCCUCAACCCGGUCAUCUACACCAUUUUCAAUAAGGACUUCCGCAGGGCCUUUCGCCGCAUACUUUUCAAAUGACCCUUUUAGUCGGAGCAGCCAUUUCUCGCCACAGACAAACACGCGCCCGGCUCGAACGGCACUUCCGCCUUCCAAUUGUGGUUUCGAUUUGAAGAAAAAUUGUGGCCAAACAUUUUUCAAUUGUUUCAUCAUUUUUAUAAAACUCUGUCUUUUCAGGAGCUGAUAAAAUAUAGAUUUAAUAGAAACGCAUGGAACUGAAUGGAAUUUUUCUAGAAAUUUGGAAUUUUUUAUUCUAAAAAGCAUUAAAUUUUACCGCAGUAAAAAAAUGCUGAUAAUUGCGGUUUACAAUUUAAAGCAUUCAGUUUUGACAGUGCCAAUCAGUCGAUUCCCUAGGUUGGAUUAGGUUGAGCAGCCGACGAUUCGACAUGUCGUGCUGAAAAUUGACUAAAAUGUAAAUUUAGCGGUUUUUCGUCAGAACCUAGCAAAAAGUGCCAACAAGAACGUUUUCAACGAUUUUCGGCAAGUCGUGUCGAAUUAUCGAUUGAGUAAUUCAGCUGCCUACCAACCAUGGUUCUUUUUUAAAAUAUGAUAUUAUUUAUGGGAAGAGAAGGGGCACAACAUUGUUUAGGGGACCCCGGAAUGGAACAGCAUCUUUUCCUUCAAUAAUUCUUCUUCAAUUGGUAUCUUAGACGUAGCAUUCGUAGUUUUAUGUUUCAUAAAUAAGAUUAAUACAAUGCUCAAUAAAUAAUUUGUUGUAUACAUGAAAAUAAUUUAUAAAAAAACAAUAAUAAUAUGAUAUUUUUGCUUACCUUGAUUCUGGGUAAUUUAAUUAUUAAAAUUAGGCUUCAGUAUUUUUUCCUCGGAUAGAAUUUCAUAUCUGGAGAGAUUGCUUGACACGACCAUGUCGUGAGAGGUGGAACGAUUUUUCAAAUUAAAUGUUGUGCUGUUAAACGAACAGGGUUUAUAUUUUAAUUGAAAGAGGUAAAUUUUUUCAUCUAAAGCAAUCAUACAAAAAAUUGUAAAACCUUUUGUGUAUAUAAAAUUUACAGACAAAUUCUGUUCAGAAGAAGAACAGUUACAUGCGAUUUAAUUAUUUUAUUUCUUCGAAUCCUAGCCACAUCAGCUCAAGGUUAUUGUGUCCGUGUCGAGCCCCGCUUGAAAAAUAAACUGAAAUAAUAACUUGAUCAUUACUCAAUAAAAUGUACCGCGAUCGAUUAAAUGAAGUUAAUUACAAUGUUGACGUGAGAGGAAUAAUUGUACUGUGAUAUUAACGCUUACGAGGAAUGCGAUGUUGUGAACACAUAUAAAAAAUAAUAUGUACAAGACUUGGGGGACGAAUUGCCGACGACACAAACACACCCACCCAUACACGUUCGUAUCAUUUUCCGUUUUCGCGGUUGAUUACUUAACUCACUCACGGAGCAGGUCAUAUUUCAUUAUUGCAAGUACAAUCAUCCAGAUAGAAAAGGCACGAAACUGGUUGAUCAGUUGGCCGGCGUGGCCGACCAACCUGCCAGUUGGUGGGCAUUCAGUAACCUGUUUCUGAGCUUGGAGGUCGCUGAAUCCCUGGCAACAGGACUCAUAAUUACUGUCGUAUGUUGUUUACAUUGAAAUUUGAAAAAAAAGAGAAGCAACGAAAAUUGUAUAUGUGCGAAAUGGUGCUAAAUUUGAGACAAUGAAUGCACACGAUUUGGACCAUCACAACGUCAUACGGUUUUGCAAUUUGAAAAAAUUAAAAUAAUUCAUGGUCGUGUGCAUGUUAUCAUCGCGGAGUGUGUUCAAAAGAGAUUAUUUUCCAGAGAGGGCAUAUCAAAACGUUCGAGAAGAGUUGCUCUUGAAGACCAAAAUAGACAGGCGUCAAAUUUUUUGUGUUCCACGGACGGGAGGUUGGUACUCUUGUUGUUGUAGAAAUCACACACGUUGGCAACUAAAACUUAAACUACUACGUAUUUAAAGAAAGAAACCAAACUAUUGCUGCUUUUAAUAAGUGUCGGUAGAGUUUAGCCAAUUGUUGAGAAAGAGCGAAUGCGAGCCGAGUGUUGUUAGUCUGACGAACUUAUUAUAUACACUGUAAAUAAUAAAUAAUGUUUUCGGUGUUUCCAUUGAGAUUGUUCACGUGAAAGAGAAAGCCUGGCGCUAACAAGUUUGAAAUAUCCUAAGAAAAUGCUUGAGCCCCAUUAUUCUUAGGAUCAUCUCAGACCGUCUCAAAGCAGGCCAGUCCAACUGCGAAUUAAUUCAAAUUCAAACACAGGCACGAAAGGUAUAUUUUCAUACAAAAGCCUAGCCGACGACUCUAAAAAGCAGCGGUGCGUGAAAAAUGCAAUUUAGCCGCUGCGUUUGCUGUGUGUAAUCGCUCUAACUACGAUCAAGAUUAUCCACAUUCUAAAUGUCUCAUAGCCCACCGUGACACACCCUCACAAAAACAUAUACUCUCUCACAUAGAGAUGGCCAAAUUUAAAUCCGAAAAAUGGGAUUCACCGUCGGAUAUUUUCUAUUAGUACGGAGGAUGUUUCACUCGUUGUUUUUUCCAACAAUUAAUCAUAAUAUCGUGAUGCCCUAUAUAACUAAUUUGGCCAUGUCUACGUCUCACAUAGACACUUCACAAACUUAAACACUAACUCUCUGCGCUUGCGUGAAUUAUUAAAAUUAUAUUUAUUGUGCAUGUUAUGUAAAUUGCGAGAUUUUAUCCACGCGCAGUGUUUUGAGUGCUUAAUGGAGUGCAAAAAAUGCACUGCUCUUUGCGGAAAAAAGCAGCUGUCGAUUCCACUUACACGCGCAAUCCGACUCCGAAUUUACUACGGCGGCGCCGAAAACGGGCGUUGCUGCUGAGAGACAUGAUUUAUCACCGCGCAUAGCAAGCGAUAUUAUCAUAAUUACUACUAUAGUUCAAGAGUGGCGACAAAAAAAAAUGUUAUCCAUAAAAACUACUGGCGCAGUGUCAGCUGCAGAUUAUAAGUGGCGUAUAAAUUUGAAUUGGAAACAUGUUACUGAUGAGUGUACGUAAUUGAAAUCAAUAAAGUCUUAUUAUUUCUGUUGUAA